AUGCUUUCUGCAGGUGUAACACGCUUGCUGCCCGCUUCCCGGGCUGGCCACAGCCUCUGCUUGUUGCGCAAUACUGCACGUCUCUCAUUCCAGCCACAUGGCCAGCUCUAUCAUCAUGGACCUGCACUCCGGUCUCGAUGCAUGUCUGUAUUGACUUUGUCACCUACUCAGGGCCAUCUGCGGUUGGGGAUUUCAAAACCUCGGAGCUUCUUGACUUUUAUGCCAAAGAGAUGGUCGACAUCACAAACCCCUGAAGACCCCAAAAACCAGGUCUCCGAAGAGCCAAAAUCUACCACACAGCGAAUUCUUUCAAAAAUUCCAAUGGCCAAGAGCCAUGAGAACAUCUACACCAUCCCUAAUAUCCUCACCUUCUCGCGGCUGGUUGCGGCACCUGUGGUAGGGUAUCUGCUUGUCCAUGACUACCACGCAGCCGCCCUGUCGCUCUUCGCUUAUGCGGGUAUCACCGAUCUAGUCGAUGGCUGGAUUGCUCGAAAAUACAAUCUACAGACGGUCGUGGGAACCAUCAUUGAUCCGAUGGCUGACAAGCUGCUCAUGACGAUCGGAGUGGCUUGUCUGGCGGUGAAUGGCUCUCUUCCGGUGUGGCUGGCCGUUAUCAUCCUCGGUCGCGAUGUUGGCCUAGCCAUCUCGGCUAUUUACUAUCGUUGGAUCUCACUCCCACCUCCAAAGACGAUGGCUCGCUACUGGGAUUUCUCCCUUCCCUCUGCCGAGGUCAAGCCCACCGAGAUCUCCAAGAUCAACACUGCCUUGCAAUUGGUUCUGGUCGGGACGGCGAUCGGCCUGCCUGUGGUGCCUGAGGCAAUCAUUAGUGCUUGGCAUUUGAGUGAGGCCAUGACUGGAUUUCAGUAUUUGGUCGCGGCCACCACCAUCUGGUCCGGCAUGAGCUACGUCUUCUCUAAUAACGCAGUCAAAAUCUUGACCAAAGAGGAGAUUCAGAAGCGUAUCGCUCAGGCGGAAUCGAAGCGUAAGCAUUAA
Molecule: messenger RNA, 993 nt
Organism: Penicillium daleae
Lineage: Eukaryota; Fungi; Ascomycota; Eurotiomycetes; Eurotiales; Aspergillaceae
Product: cardiolipin synthase
Exons: 5
Coding region: 1-993 (330 amino acids)
Biological process (GO): cardiolipin biosynthetic process
Cellular component (GO): membrane; mitochondrion
Molecular function (GO): cardiolipin synthase activity
Source: RefSeq, a predicted model, not a curated record